This is a messenger RNA of Danio aesculapii, 5597 nucleotides long. It is a transcript of the gene kcnn2, whose product is annotated as potassium calcium-activated channel subfamily N member 2. Gene Ontology annotation, biological process: potassium ion transmembrane transport. The record is from RefSeq and is a predicted model, not a curated record. Lineage: Eukaryota; Metazoa; Chordata; Actinopteri; Cypriniformes; Danionidae. Gene Ontology annotation, molecular function: small conductance calcium-activated potassium channel activity; calmodulin binding. The coding region runs from base 32 to 2110 and encodes 692 amino acids. Gene Ontology annotation, cellular component: neuron projection; neuronal cell body; plasma membrane. The transcript has 10 exons.
ACGGGGCUCCGCUUUAAGCAGCAGCUCUGACAUGGAAACCCCAUUGCAGUUGCAGAACAAUUUCUAUCCAGAGCAGCAGCAGCAGCAGCACUGUAAGUACCAGCACUACUGCGGGCGGGAGGAAGAGCGCUCCAUCAGGCACUGCACCUGCAACAACUCCUCCACCUGCGAGGAUGCCAGAAAAAGCCAGCCUUUGCACGGGACGCCGCUGGGAACUUUAAGGACACCGUCCGUCUCAUCUUCAACCAGGCAAGGCGCUCAGUACAGCGAGUUCACGCCCUCUAGUCAUGGUAGUUCUUCCAGACAUCAUCAUCACCACCAUCAUCAUCCUCAUCGCGACCACAACCGGCAGCAGAUUCGGGGCAGUCCGGCCAGCAGCCACAGAGAGAGUAACUCUUACACCCAAAUAGCCAUGAGCAGCUGCAGAUACAACGGCGGCGUGAUGCGGCCGCUCAGCAACUUGAGCUCGUCCCGCAGGAACCUGCACGAGUUUGAUUCGGAGUCCCAGCCACUGCAGCCCGUCUCUGCGGCGGACGCGUCCGACACACUCGCCUCUAAGCCGGAGAACAACUCCAGCACCCUCAUGCCUUACGCCACGGGGGACGGAGGAGGAGGCGGAGGAGGAGGUGGAGGCGGUGGAUGUAGCCACAGCGGCAGCAAAUCGGGCAAGAAGAAGAACCAGAACAUCGGGCAGAAGCUCGGGCACCGGAGGGCCCUGUUCGAGAAGAGGAAGCGGCUCAGCGACUACGCGCUCAUCUUUGGGAUGUUUGGGAUCGUGGUGAUGGUCAUUGAAACUGAACUCUCGUGGGGAGCCUACGGAAAGGAGUCACUUUAUUCUUUAGCCCUAAAAUGCCUGAUAAGCCUUUCUACAAUCAUUCUACUUGGGUUGAUUAUCAUAUAUCAUGCCAGGGAAAUCCAGUUAUUCAUGGUGGACAACGCCGCAGACGACUGGAGGAUAGCCAUGACCUACGAGCGCAUCUUCUUCAUCUGUCUGGAGAUCCUUGUGUGCGCCAUACACCCCAUCCCAGGCAACUACACCUUCACAUGGACGGCGCGCCUUGCCUUUUCCUACGCACCAUCCAAAACGGACGCAGAUGUGGACAUCAUCCUGUCCAUCCCCAUGUUUCUGCGAUUGUACCUCAUUGCUCGCGUCAUGUUGCUGCAUAGCAAACUCUUCACCGAUGCUUCAUCACGCAGUAUCGGUGCCCUCAACAAAAUAAACUUCAACACACGCUUUGUCAUGAAGACCCUCAUGACUAUCUGUCCCGGCACAGUGUUGCUGGUCUUCACCAUUUCUCUGUGGAUCAUCGCCGCCUGGACUGUGAGGGCCUGCGAAAGAUAUCAUGACAACAUGGAUGUAACCAGCAAUUUCCUCGGAGCCAUGUGGUUGAUCUCAAUAACUUUUCUAACCAUUGGAUAUGGGGAUAUGGUUCCCAAUACAUACUGUGGAAAAGGAGUCUGUCUCCUCACUGGCAUCAUGGGUGCCGGGUGCACUGCUUUGGUGGUCGCUGUGGUCGCAAAAAAACUGGAAUUAACCAAAGCUGAAAAACAUGUACAUAACUUUAUGAUGGACACCCAGCUGACAAAAAGGGUGAAAAACACAGCUGCUAAUGUUCUCAGGGAGACGUGGCUCAUUUAUAAAAACACCAAGCUGGUGAGAAAGAUGGACCACGCCAAAGUCAGGAAACAUCAGCGCAAGUUCCUUCAAGCCAUUCACCAAGCUCGAAAAUAUAUUUAUUGGGCUCUGAAUGGUCUUGUGUUCAGAUUAAGAAGUGUAAAAAUGGAGCAACGCAAGCUGAAUGACCAAGCAAACUCUCUAGUGGACCUUGCAAAGACUCAAAACAUCAUGUACGACCUGGUCUCGGACCUGAACGAGCGAGGCGAGGACAUGGAAAAGAGGAUUGCACUGCUGGAGACCAAACUUGAGACCUUGCUCAGCAACUUACAGGCACUCCCGGGCCUCAUCAGUCAGGUGAUCAGCCAGCAACACCGGGACUUCCUGGAGGUGCAACUCCAGCCAUACGACAAACACAGCCACGAGCGCUCGCAGUCUGUCUCCCGGCGCAGAUCGUCUUCCACCGCGCCUCCAACUUCAUCCGAGAGCAGCUAGAGCUGACCGCCCAGCCGGCGUCUCCGGAGAAGACUUUCGCCAUCAUAUGGCCAAGUUGCAUUUUACUGUAAAGCCUUAUGGUUUCAAUAAAGUAUUAUCCAAGUUCUGAUGGCACCAUCAGAGGUUACUGUGGAUAAUGCAUUUGAAAUGGAUAUCUUCCACACAUAUCUUGUCGAUUUGUUUUUUUUUUUUUACCUCAAUAAAUGAUGCUGUUUCUCUGUUGACAGGAUCACAGAGAGACUUUUCUCAGUAACUAAUGAUGGAAAGAUGGGGCUAUCAGGUGAGCAAGUCCUUCCUGCGGGACUUAAUUCAGGAAAGCAAUGUGACGACCUCAAAUGGCGCCAAACAGUGCCAGACUAGUGCUUCCUACCGAAUUGUCUGUCUCUGUAUAUGUGAAUGAGAUCUGACCUGUUUCUUGAAUCAACAGGCAUUAAUAACUCUUUAUCGAGGAACUAAUAGCAUGUCUGAACCUAAGACAGGGGCAGAUGAGGAAUGCGUCCCCUUCCUGUCCAAAUAGCAAAACCCCUAGAUUUACACUCUCAAAGGAAAGCAUAUAUCUUUUAGGUUAGAAACGGCAUCAGCUGUAGUGUUCUUCUGUUGUAAGCCCUCUAAAAGUGACUAUUCCGGGGGCCAUGUUGCAAAACAAUUUACUCCUCUCGAAAUGAAUGCAUCUGAAUCUAUACUUGCACUUUUUAUCAAUGCACUUCAAUGCUUACUGACUAUAAUAUGAAUUUAUGUUGCUCAUUCAAAUAAAGAAGACACCUUUAGUCAUAGGAUAAUGGCCAGAAUGUACAACGAUAAUGAUUGUGUAGGCUACGGCAAGGGCAGCAAUGAGACCUCUACUGAAAUGACUGUGCUUACAAUGUAGAUGUUAGAUCGCUGCUGAUAACAAUUGACGCAUCUCUGUGGAGCAGCUGAGAGGAAACGCUCUCGGUUCACUGUGUGCUCUGUGCUUAAAAUGAGACCAGAUCUACUGGAUGCUAUUUACAGACGUAGAUCUGUUUAAGAGCAGCAACUAUCUUGUAUAUGUUUGGAAAAGCCUAUUUUUGUAUAUUAACGAGGACAAGCACACCUCUAAAUGCGUAUGUCUUUCUCGAAGGAUGUGUGGUAAAGAAAUGUGUUUGAGUUUGUAAGUGAAACCGAACCAAAGCUUUAAAUAUGGACAGAAAGUAAGGAAAUGGAAAGUCCUUUGGGAGAUCUUAAAGAUUUGUUCACACUUGUAGUCGGUUCUUUUAGUUUACUUAGCAUUCACACUGUCUUUUUUUAACUCCUAUACUGGCAGCAUUCACACUUAUUAAAAUGAACCACACUAACAGAAAUAUUAAUAUAUUCAAAAUAUUAAUUCAUCAUAUUUGAUCAAUCUGUUGUUUAAACAAUAUUCUUAAUUGAUCUUUAAUGUGAGUUUUACUUCAAAGGAUGUGGAUAUGAUGUGUAUUUUACAGUUGCUUCACUUAAAGAAAUAGUUCUUCACUUUCACUUGUUCAAACCCAUUGAGUUUCUUUCUUCUGUUUAAAGAGCCCCUAUUUUGCAUUAUAAAAGGGUCAUAUUUUAGUUUUGGGGGUCUCCAACAACAGUCUGAUAUGCAUGCAAGGUCAAAAAACAUUUUCAUUGUCUUAUAAUAUGCAUUUAUUUUUACCUAAUUAUCCCAACGACUCCCAUAUGAUUUGUUCAGCGAUUCAUUUGUUUACAAACAUCUCCUUAGUGCGAUGCUAAUCUACGUUGAUUAGUCCGAUGACCGAGUCUGUUGCGAUUGGUCGACUGCGUUCAGCAUGAGACAGAGAGAAACACCCACCACAGCUUAUCAACAUAGUUAAAGUAGUCAGAGUGCAGAGUGUAUGCGUGAGCCCAAUGCAGGAGUGCAUUAAAGCAAUGCAGUUUAACACCAGCAUAUUGCUCUAUUCUUAACCAUAAGUAAAAACAACAACACACAUUCAGAAUUAAUCCACACUGAACUAUUUUGAAACCGGUCCGCCGCACAUGUGUAGAAACAGCUGAUGGUGGCCAUAGCAACGACAAACAGCAGAGGAUCGUGAGCUCACAAAAACAUUUAAAUUGGUAAAGAAAGUGGCACGCGUUGCUUCGCGUUUUCAACAUGGCUUUAGAUGUGAUAUGUAAAUAUAAAGAGUUAACCAGAUACAGUACAAGCUGCGUGGAGCUAUUACAAGUAACAAAACACAUUUAAAUACAUAUUUUGCAAGCUAGAGAAAACAAGGAGGCAACCAUUUUAAUCGCACUUACUUACACUUGUGAAAUGGAGGAAGGAACUGAUCCAUGAACUGUGUACUGUAAAGAUCCUGUCAAGCUCAGUCAAAGUCUCAUACAUCAUUAGUCCUUUCUGAUCCCUCCUUUUAACAAACGGCCGAUGAAUCCCUCCGUUGCAGGGAAGAUUAUUGCAUUAAUCACCAGAAUGUUCACUCAUCUUCAGUCAUGAUCAGUCCCACACACACCUGCACUCUGCUAGUGUCUGAAGGGAAAGACGCAUUCAUGUUUUACCAGAUCUGGCACUUCAUAUUUGGUAUUGUUUCAUGUCGACGUCAAUACAAACAGGCAAAAGAACCGGACGAGCGAUGAAUCAUUUAAACGACUCAGUCAAAUCUUUUACUUUAAAACAUCGAUAGUUUUAAACAAGGUGCACUUUCAGAUUUAAACCUUAGCUGGAUGUUUUCUUGUACUUGGAGCGGUGUUACACACUGCAUGUAAGGUCAUUUUCAAAAACCCAUAAUAGGGGCUCUUUAAUAAAAAAAAGAUAUUUUGAAAAUGCUGGUUGUUGGGACCCAUCGACUUCCAAUGCAAUUUUUUCCAACUAUGGAUGUUUAUUGGUCCCAACAACCAUCAUUCUUUAAAAUAUCUUCUUUCAAAUAGAUUUAAAAGUAGAUGAAUAUAAUGAGAUAAGUUUAAUUUUUGGAUGAACUAUGCCUUUAACCCUUUAACUACCAUUGUAACUGCCCUGUUUGACCUUUCAUCCUAAAAUAAUAAUAAUAAAUUUGCAAUGAGUGGUGUCAGGAACACAAUUGAACCAAAGAAGUGGAAGUUAAAAGGUUAAAGUGAAACAAAAUGAGUCAUGACAGAAGGUCAUGGUAGCCAGUGGGCUAUAUGCACAGCUAGUGUUUUUCACCCAAUGAUGAAUUUCCGGUGAAAUCUUUAUGUGACUAUUUUCAAUUUCAUAGAUUCCUUUUACAGCAUCAGUCUUGUAAUGUAAUUCAAAUAUAAUCCGUUAAAUAGACUUAAGCAUUCAUUUGGUUGUUAAAGCGUAAAAAGAGAUGAAAGACCAUUUAAACGCAGGCGCCGUCAUUAGCAUCAGGUGAGUGCUGAAACUCCAUUGAAAAUACUUGGGUAAAAUUGAUUUCCAUAUUUUAAAGACAUGGUCUGUUUGGUUUGAUACCCACUGUAUAUCGUAUCUCAGCCAGCCAGUGAAGAUCGCUGCUUUUUAAAUAAAUCAGAUCUUAAAGACUGCUUCUUUUGUAUAGGAUGACAACUAACCGGAAGC